This is a messenger RNA of Strongylocentrotus purpuratus (purple sea urchin), 6449 nucleotides long. It is a transcript of the gene tmc7, whose product is annotated as transmembrane channel-like protein 7. Gene Ontology annotation, cellular component: plasma membrane. The transcript is spliced from 18 exons. The coding region runs from base 264 to 2711 and encodes 815 amino acids. Gene Ontology annotation, molecular function: mechanosensitive monoatomic ion channel activity. NCBI's taxonomy places the organism in Eukaryota, Metazoa, Echinodermata, Echinoidea, Camarodonta, Strongylocentrotidae. The record is from RefSeq and is a predicted model, not a curated record.
AGAAACAAAAAAUGGCGUCGCCUUGUGAGAGGGAAUAGGAUUUCACUGUCACUGAUCUUCAUCUCGUAAAUCAGUCUUAUUGGUCGCAUCACAUCAUACAUGAUAGUUAAACUUGAGCCUAAAGUGAAGGAUAGUCUAGAACUCUAGAUGCUAGGACAAUAAUUCAGAGGUAACACUUGAUGUGAUUUGAGACGGUGAUUUUGCUGUGAAUUAAUGUCUCCGCAUCAUUCUGGAAGUAUAUUACAAGGAGGUGGAAUGUUUUAAUGAAUAAGUUAGCCCCUCUCAACGUGGAGUUGGAAAGACACAUCGCUCCUCAACCAGUGACAACAAACGCUCCCGGAAUAGAACAUUAUCUACCUCCAGCAAGACUGAUGAAACUUGACGAUCAAGAAUUGGACGAAGUAUCACCAAGUACAAAUGAUAUAUAUGGGUCUGGGUCUGCCAAACAGGCGUCAAAGACUCCUGCAACCGUCUCCAAUGUUGAGGUAGAAGAAGAGUUACAAAACUUAGAAGGCAACAAUCUUCCAGUAGCGGCAGCCACCAUGUCGAACGCAAACGGACGCCCUGUGUCCCGGGCGCGACCGGUGUCGAGAAUCAGCUUACACCACGGGCACAUUGACGCGGCAGUGGAAUAUGAAAUGAAUAAAUACAAGGACGAUUAUUCAGAAGACGCAAUGGAAAAGAGGGCUAAAGUCAUCAAAUCCGUCCCUGCUACCCUUGACAGAAGGCGAAGUAUAAGGAACAAGUAUGGAAAGGGUAAGCUGAAAGCGCUAUCUGGUUGGAAAGCCUUCAAAUAUAAUAUUGCAUUGAAAUGGAAACGAACAAAGGAGAACUUGUAUGACUUCAGGUUACGCUUUGAAGUAUGGCGCUCAUCACUCAAAGAAGUAGAAGGCAAGUUUGGGACAGCGGUGGUGUCGUACUUUGUCUUUCUCAAGUGGCUUCUGUUUCUCAACCUCUACAUCUUCUUCAUCAUGUUUGGUUUCAUCGUCAUCCCAGAAAUCAUCUUAGGAAACAACUACAGUCAGACAAGUACAUGUGAGGCAGCCUACACAGGGUCUAUAGAUACAAACUGUGUGGAUGAUGGUGAUGGAGUACAGUGUAUCUUAGACUUCUUAGAAGGAAGCGGUUGGAUGGAACAGACACCACUCUUCUAUGGUAACUACUCUCCAGAGUUCUUCCUAUCAGAUAACAGCACCAUCCCUAUCGAUCCAAACAUCUACAACCUUCCUCUGGCUUAUCUCUUAGCAACCAUCAGUUACUUCGUCAUCAGUCUCCUCAUGAUGGUCAACUAUACUGCUAAGGGUUUCAAGGAUGGUAUGGCUAAUAGAGAAGACACAUCUUACAAGUAUUGUAAUCAGGUGUUUGCAGGCUGGGAUUACUCUCUUACCGAUUUCAACAACUGCUAUCUCAAACAUCGUAGCAUUCACUAUGAGAUCACGACUGGUCUUGAGGAGGAGAGAUUAGCUCUGAAGCGUGCCAAGCGGACCACCAAACAGAAAUGCAAGCUGUAUUUCCUACGUAUCUUCCUCAAUCUCCUUGUACUACUGGUCUUGGCUGGAGCUGGUUACCUAAUCUACUUCACCACAGACUUUGCUGUUUUGAAUUCGAGCAAGCCAGUCACCACCGAUGCCUUUGCCUCACUCCUCAUAAGUUACCUGCCUUCUAUCACUAUCACCCUUCUCAACGGUGUCGUCCCUAUGAUCUUCAAUGUUGUUGUCAGGUUUGAAGAUUACAGUCCACAGUUUGAAAUCAGCAUUACCCUGAUCAGGACUGUCUUCUUGAGACUGGCUUCCUUGGUAGUUCUCUUCCUGUCUCUCUACCCUCAGAUCGUGUGCCCUAAUACAGCGACCCCACCUUGCGAUGUUUGCCCAAGUGACUUGAAGUGCUGGGAGACAUACAUAGGGAGAGAAUUCUACAAGUUGACAAUUACUGACUUUGCAGCUGUUGUACUGGUGAUUGUUUUAGUUGAGUUCCCUAGAAAACUUGCAGCCAAGUACUGUCACUGUGGGAUAGCCAAAGCUCUUGGUCAAAUGGAGUUUGAACUUCCUAAGAAUGUCCUGGCCAUUGUUUACUCUCAAGCUUUGUGCUGGGUUGGAUCCUUCUACAGCCCUCUCCUUCCAGCGAUCUGUGUGCUGAAAUGCUUUGUCUUCUUCUACUUCAAGAAAUGGAGUCUGUUAUACAACAUGGUGCCUUCCUCGCGUCCUUUCAGAGCGACUCGGUCUGGUAUCUUCUUUAUGGUCAUCCUCCUCGUCACGUUCCUCAUCUGCCUCAUUCCCAUCGGUUACUCCAUCUCAUCAAUAACACCAUCAUCAGGGUGUGGUCCUUUCCGCGGUCAUACAUCAAUGUGGGGAGAACUUGUUGAGACCAUUGAUGAAUGGGAUAACUUCUUCGAGCAAGUCUUUGAAUUCAUCGGUUCAGCAGCUUUCGUUGUUCCCCUCAUCAUUAUUCUACUACUUGUUCUUUACUACUACCAUGCUAUCUCAGCAGCUCACAAAGAGAUGGUACUUCUACUCAAAGAACAGCUCAUUAUGGAGGGGCGAGAUAAAAAUUUCCUCUUGGCGAGGCUGAACGAGCUUGACCCUGCAACCACCAAAGGUCACCAGAAAUCUCGGAGGAAGCAGAUCAUGAACCAGGAAGAGUCCCCGCCACGAAUAGCAUCUGAGGCAUGGAGUGAAGGAGGUCCAACAGGCAAGCAUCCAUUCGCUAUGUAACUAAGAGGAGAUUGGUGGUCCAACAGGCAAGCAUCCAUUCGCUAUGUAACUAAGAGGAGAUUCAAGGUCCAACCGGCAAGCAACCAUUCGCUAUGUAACUAAGAGGAGAUUCGAGGUCCAACCGGCAAGCAACCAUUCGCUAUGUAAUCAGAGAAGAUUGGUGCAGCAUUGUUGCAAGGAACUGGGACCAGUUUGACAAAGCCUUUUUUCAAUGACAAAUGACAAAAAUCAGUGACAAAUCUGUUGAUAACCAAUCAGAAGCAAGGAUUUCGGUAGCUUAUGACAAAAACGUUAAUUUGUCACUGAUGACAAGUUUUGUGAAAAGGGUCCCUGCCCUUAUGGUGCACUUUUGUAUGACGGAAUCUGGGGGGGGGGGGGGGGAGGAGGGGAGAUAUUUACUCGAGUUGACAUGGUUACCUUGGUGUCUCGUUAAUGCAGGAGUGGUAUGUGUAUGCAUUGAAAGAUUGAAUCAAUAUAUACUGCGCAGGGUACUUUUGAACAUUCAACAGGACAUGAUGCUAUAGCUGCCACAAAUGUUGACGGCAGCAACCAAGGGGAUGGAUGUUGAGUGAAAGGAUUCUAAAAAAUUAACUUUUGGAUUGGACAGAAAGUCACAUGACAUAUUUUAGAAAUGCUGUCCCUAAAUGAAUUUUAAAAAACAUACUUGGAUGAAAAUUCCUCUCUUGGUUAUUAAAAUAAUCGCCAUUUUAUCUGGAAAUUUUCCAGUUUUACCAAUGCAAUGUUUUAAGAGUGUAAUGAUUCAAGCAAGGGAGACUAUUUCUCCAAAAUUCCUACUAGUGUCCUCAAAGCGAGCUUCUGAGUUUGAAGGUGAUUGUGCAUGCAACAAACAGCUGUUAAUAGUGAUAUCUAUCUCCCAAAGUGCAACAUGAUGAUGUGUAAUAAAUGUAUGAUAUUGUACAGAAGAUUCUAUAUAUCUAAAUAUAUUUCUAGCAUCAAUAGAGAGGCAUUGUAUAUAUAUUCUUGCAUGUAGUGUGGUAUUGACAUCAAGAUCCAGCAAUGGGACUUACCUGUGUUAAAUUUUCAAUGUAUUUGUGUGUUUUUUAAUUUUUUAAAUGAUACUUCUAAUGGAUUUUUACCAAUAAGUCAAUGAGAUCUGACUUCUAGAGCGCAGAAAAAGUGAGAUUGACUUUUGAAAAAGUGAACAUGGUUAUUAUUUAAACAAACGAAAUCUGAAGAUACUAUAUUUACUAAUUCUGACAAUCCUUCUGUAUAUAUAUAUAUAUGAUGCUAAUUUAAUUCUAACUGUUUGUCAAGAAUACAUAAUUCAGUCAUGUAUGACAUAGAUAUGCAUGCAUGAAUAGUUAGUAACCUGCCCGUUUUUUUCAAAAUGUGACUAAAAUUUCUCGAAUAUUUACUGUGAUGUCAUUUUUUGUUGUUUAAAGGCUGCAAGGAUUUGGAAAACCAAUAUGUCUUCCUAGAGGUUGAUUUUUUAAAAAUGGGAUUUAUAGUUAAGAUGACAAGAAUAUGCCUGAAAAAGUAUAAAAAAUUCAUCAAUGUCAUUUGCAAAAGAAUAAGAACACUGCCUUAUGGAUCAUCCCAGUGUAGGGUGUGUAUGGUGCCUAAUUCAUACCUUAAUAAUCUUUGUGAAACAGAUUUUACAUUCUAAUGUUUUCCCUAUAUAUAUAUAUAUGCAUAGGAGAUAAAAACACAGCCUUGUAUACACCCUCUGCCUUCAGUGUAAUAUUGUAAAAGGUUUAGGGUAGCAGGGGUUCACCCUGAAUUGUUUUAAAACCAGAAACUGUUACGAAUUCUGAAGGACUGCCCUUUACCUCACCUAGAAACUCUUUUAAAUUGCAAUUUUGAAUUGAGUCAAUUGAAUUUUGGGUAUAAAACCUUUCCAACUUUUGUUACUGACUGUUAUUCGUGAGAGUUUUCAUGCUCGUGGAAGCUUGUGGACCUUUAGACUGUCAUCCGGGCAGCACAAGUAUUUAUGCAUGUCAAAAAUUAUAUCAAACAAGCAUACAGAAAGAGAAAGUAUGAUAAAUAGUUCUGGAGAGGGGUCACAUUCCCUAAACUUAAAACAGCUCUUGUAUCAAAUAAUAUUCACUUUAUACAUGUAUAAAUGACUCCUGCCUCUUUCGAUUAAGUCUUUCAUAUUUCUGAGCAAUGGAAUUAUAUUUCAGUCUUUCUCAAAUUUGCAAUUAAUUACACUUCACCUGAUGCCUUGUAUUAACUUGAAAUGAUUUGUUAUGAACUUUGAAUGUAAAAUAAUAUGAUGUAUCGUACAGAUGUUUGAUUGUAUACACUGGUACACGGGUGUAGUAAAAAAAUCAUCAUUAUGUUGCCUGUGAUGACAGUUUAAUAGCUCAUUUUCAAUGAAAAGCAACUAGGAAAUAUUCCUCAUUGCAUUACAUGCAUUUCAUCAAUCAACUGUGCAGAUUCUUUUUAUGAUGUACAUAAUGUGGUUGAUCUCUUAGCAUUACUACGAUAUAAACCCUAUCAUCUCACAUGCUUUCAGCGUUUGUCAUACAUGAAUAACGUACCCUUUUUUCUAGCAGAAAAUAAAUAUUUUUUUUAUGAAAAGGGUACCUGUAAUUGAUAUAGAAUGUAAUGUUGAAGAGACCAAGUUACUCUUUUGAAACUGGGUGAGUCAUUUGGGUGAAGAAAACUAUGAGAGAUGUAUAUUCAUGUUGGAUAACUUGUAUAUGUUUGAAUCGUCUAUUAUAAGUCAUGUAAAAAAGAGUGCUUUUUAUCUACCGUAUACCAAAUUUGAUUUGAAUCAGUAUUAUGGAUCAUCUUUCAAAUGCAUAUGUUUUGUCUUUCAUUUACAUGUAGAAUCUAGGGGUGGGUGCAAAAUGCUCACACAGAUGAAAGGUCCAUAGUCUACCCAAUACUGGUUUGAAGGAUGGCUAAAAGUUGAGUUUCAGGAAAAGAGUUGGGCUGAGAUCUGAUGUCUCCCUUUGUGUUUAAAGUGACUUCUGCCCGUGUUGGAUUUAACUGAAUUUGUAGAAUUCUGGCAAAAGUGUUUCUAAAUUGCAUUGUGUAAUUGGUACAGCUUUUCUGAAUAUAUCCCACCCGAUGCAUUUAAUGUUUUUAUUCUGUUACUGUUUAACGUUAAAAAAAAAAGACUUGCAUGGAAAUUCAUGGAGCGUAAGUAUGUUUUAUUUGUACAGUAUGCAACAAAAUUUGAGAACAUGCACUUGCAAAUGAUCUUUCUCUCUGGAAAUUAGAUGAGGUGCUCGGGGAAAGAAAAGAAGAGGGAAAUGUUACGAGUAGUUCAAUCUACAAGUGUUUCACAAGUCUUAUAUCAUAGAAUUAAACGAUUCUGGAAUGAAAAUGUGUGACCUAGUUUCUUUUGAAGAGGAUGAAUUUGAGGGCACGUCAGAGGUUUGUUGGAGACUGUGUUAAACCUUGAAGUUUUAUCGACUAGAAAGAUUUAGAUUGCAAGAUGAUUUUGUGAUACGUCAUGAUGCCCAUAGCAUGAUAGAUGCCAUCCACUUUCUUUGCGUUUGCCUUUUAUCAUUGUUAAUUUAUUUUCAUUUUAUAUAUACAUAUAUACUCUGUCAUGUAAAUAGGUUCUAUUGUUCAUCUUCAGCAUGCAUUAUAGAUGAGAAUGUUUUAUUUUCAAGACAAUUGUAAAUAUAUUGAAUGUAUUGAUAGAAAAAAAGAGCCUUUAUUGAAAAUUGCUACUUUUGUAAAGUAUUCAGAUAAUAAUUUGCUGUUUGGAGAGUGCUGUAAUACAUAUUGAGUGAUAUUAAAUGGUCUUUCAACAUUGAA